UAAAUUAGAAUGUUGGUUAGAAAUUAUAUAGCUUUUAUGAGGCAACCUUCUUAUUUGAUCCUAAUGUAUCUUUUCGUACAUUCUAAUGCCAGAAACCAACCUAUGCGAGUCCAUAGCAUGGUAAAAUAUGCAGCAAUAGCUCGGGGAAACGCUGAGGUUUUUAUAAAGUUUGCAAGAUCUGGGUAUAAAGAGAAGAUAUGGGAUCACGCUGCUGGUGUUGUCAUCGUAGAAGAGGCUGGUGGGGUUGUAACGGAUGCAGGAGUUUGCCCCUUGGACUUCAGUCGGGGAUUGUACUUAGAAGGUCUUGACCGGGGGAUUAUUGCUUGCUCUGGGCCGAUACUGCAUGAUAAAAUCAUUGGGGCUGUAUAUGCGAGCUGGGAUUCUUCUAAUCUAUGAGACAUCCUAUAUCAUGACAAUGCAGUAAUACUGGAGUAUUAUAU
Messenger RNA from Hibiscus syriacus, 440 nucleotides. RefSeq names its product PAP-specific phosphatase HAL2-like. Gene Ontology annotation, biological process: phosphatidylinositol phosphate biosynthetic process; sulfate assimilation. The transcript has a single exon. Gene Ontology annotation, molecular function: 3'(2'),5'-bisphosphate nucleotidase activity. Lineage: Eukaryota; Viridiplantae; Streptophyta; Magnoliopsida; Malvales; Malvaceae. The coding region runs from base 10 to 396 and encodes 128 amino acids. The record is from RefSeq and is a predicted model, not a curated record.